AUGGAAGGAAAAGACAGAAACAGUACCACUGAUGCAAAUUUGUGUAAAUAUAAAAACAAAAAAAUAGUUAAAACAAUAGAUGAUAUAAAUGAAUUUGUUAAAACAUAUCCUCGAACUAAUAGAGAAUUAAAUACGUAUAUUAUAAAAAAGGAUAAAGGCAGUGAUGUUUCUCUUUUAAAAAGUUUUAUUUUUUAUAUAUUUACUCAGAUAACAAGCAUUUUAGCUGUGUGUUUGGUAUUGUUUUGUAUUGGAUUUUUAAUUGGAAAUCAUAUUUCAUCUAAAUCUUCAGUAAUUAAUUCUGUCAUAUAUAAUUUCUACUUCCCAAAUGAUAUAGGUGCAAAUUUUUAUGUAGUUAAUAAUAAACUUAAUUCAAAUGGCAACUACAUGAAUCAAGCAAACAACACAUUAUCGUUAGACGUCAUAAUUAAUUUUAACUUUGAUUAUAAUAAUUUAUUUAUGGGAACAUUAAUUAGCAGCGUGUUGUUAUAUUAUUACCCGGCUAAUGACAUUGGUUUAGGGGCUAAUGAGUUUUGUUACAGUUCCAAAAGUGGUAUAUUAUUAAGAAAGCAAGAAAAAUAUUCAAAAGGGGAAUUUACCAAUUUUCAUAAGAACGAUGAAUUGUUUAGGAUUUUUGCCAAAGAAAAUUCGUUAGUCUUUUUAAAUUAUUCAAUGAAAAUGAAGCAGCGUGCUCAAAUAACGUACAUAAAUGAUUUAUUAUAUGAAAAUCUAGAUGUGUACCCAAUUGGGGGAAGUGAUAUUACCAUAUCCCCUGGUUUAAUGCAAGGCAUUAAUUCGAUUCAUGCAUUAGUCAGUAUAAAUCAUACUGUUAAAGAUAAAACUAUAUUAGAUCGGUUAACCAAUGAUUGCAAAAAAGGAAGAAUAUAUGUACAAUUACACUUUUCAAGCAUUCAGAUUAAAACUAUUCUUUUUCGUUUUCAACCACAAACUGGAAUUUUCUUGCCUUUCAGAGUUCCAUGUAAAAUCAUUCCGGAGACAAAAAGGUUGAACAAUGAAUAUCGUCUAAGUAUUAUUAAGAAUUAUAAUGUUCAAAAAUCAGCUAUCAAGAAUAUUAACUUUUUUAUCAAUUAG
Molecule: messenger RNA, 1089 nt
Organism: Plasmodium gonderi
Lineage: Eukaryota; Apicomplexa; Aconoidasida; Haemosporida; Plasmodiidae
Exons: 1
Coding region: 1-1089 (362 amino acids)
Source: RefSeq, a predicted model, not a curated record